GGGACAUUCGAGGAGAGAGAAUCAUAGCACAGAGACAAAAUUUUACAAUGAAAACGGUUCUGUUUUUCUGUAAUCUCUCCAUCUCUUUCUUUAUGAAAUAUGAAUGAAUGAAACGUAACACUCCCCACUCCUUCUCUAUCCUAAUUCUUUAUACACACAUCCACACAAACACUCUGUUUAUCUCUUUCUCUCUCACACACACACAUCCACAUAGAGAAGAUGAGAGCAGACGGUGGCCUGGUUUGGACGGAGGAGGACAUUGUCGCCGCCGCCGACAAAGAAGAAGAAGCAACUUCAUGGCCUCCUCUGCCUUUUAAUCAUCAUCAUCAUCAAUACAUCAUGAACAACAAUAACAAUUAUCAAACGUCUUCUUCUUUCUCCGCCGCCGCCAUCAACGUCGACGACUGGUACAUCACUAAUCACGACGACGACAUCAUAUCUUUCCCGACCACCAACUUCCCGCCGCCGGAAUGCAACCUCCAAACGUUCUUCAAUCCCACCAUAGAUUCUUCCUCCUCUUGCUCCCCUUCUCAACUCAACACUAAUUACUUUUCUCCUCCUCCAAAUCCUAACAAUAUUCAAUCUAUUCUCAAUGGAUUCGAUUUCCUCGACCCCCACUUGUUUCCUGUUUCUUCUGAUUUAACAACCUCAAAUCCUCAAUUCCCCUCUUCCAAUUUGAUUCAUUUACCGCCGGAAAACAAUGUUAUGAGCUAUCCUACUCCGGGUUUAGGAGGAUUUGACGAUUCAUUGACGACGUUCCUGAACAGGUCCAAGCUACUUAAGCCGCUAGAUAACUUCGAUUCAAACGCAGCUCAGCCGACUCUGUUUCAGAAGAGAGCGUUGAGGAAGAACAGCAUGACGUCUGAUUUGGGUAAGAAGAUUGCAGAAAAAAGGGAAGAACCGAACGAGAAGAAGAGAAGAGUUAAAAAAAGCCAUAAGGCUACUGAGGUGGUGGAGGAUGAUGAUGAUGAUGAUGAUGUUAGCUUAGUUGGGUCUGGGUUGAAGAACUACGAUUCUGAUACUGGUCCAUUGCCAUUGGAGAGUAGUAAGAAUGGAGGAAAUAAUAAUAAUAAUAGCUCAAAUGGUAACAGCACGGUUUCGAGUGGAGGAGAUCUGAAGGGGAAGAAGAAGAAAGGAGGGGGGGUUCCAGCUAAGAACUUGAUGGCGGAAAGACGGCGGAGGAAGAAGCUUAAUGACAGGCUUUACAUGCUCAGGUCUGUCGUUCCAAAGAUCAGCAAAAUGGACAGAGCGUCUAUUCUUGGGGAUGCUAUUGAAUAUCUAAAGGAACUUUUACAAAAGAUCAAUAGCCUCCAUGGUGAAUUGGAGUCAUCACCAGGUCCAUCAUCAUCAUCAUCUACUAAUAACUUUUAUCCUGUUACACCUACAUCUCUUUCCCUACCCAACAACGUCAAGGAAGAGCUGUGUUCUACUUCUUCCUUGCCCACACCAAAUUCUCAAGCCACAAGGGUUGAAGUAAGAGCAGCAAAGGAAGGGAGGGCGGUGAACAUUCAUAUGUUGUGCGGGCGUAAACCAGGGAUCUUGCUGUCAACAAUGAGGGCAUUGGAUAACCUUGGGCUAGAUGUUCAACAAGCUGUCGUCAGUUGCUUCAAUGGCUUUUCCAUGGAUGUUUUCAGGGCAGAGCAACCUGGAGAAGAAGAUGGUCAGGAUAACAGUAUCCAUCCUGAACAAAUCAAGGCAGUGCUCAUGGAAUCAGCUGGACUUUUUAGUAACUUUUCAUAAGCUCAUCUUCUGUGUUCUGUCUGUUUGUGUUUGUUUCUUUCCAUUGAAAACAUUUUAUGUCUGUUCAUGGAUUUCAUUCCAUGGUUGAUUUUAUUCCCAAACCAAACUUUACAUAAGAGAGAAAAACAACUCAUGAUACUAUUACUUGUAUCAG
Impatiens glandulifera is the source of this 1894-nucleotide messenger RNA. RefSeq names its product transcription factor SCREAM2-like. Gene Ontology annotation, cellular component: nucleus. The record is from RefSeq and is a predicted model, not a curated record. Gene Ontology annotation, biological process: regulation of DNA-templated transcription. Gene Ontology annotation, molecular function: sequence-specific DNA binding; protein dimerization activity; DNA-binding transcription factor activity. Bases 220 to 1740 code for a protein of 506 amino acids. NCBI's taxonomy places the organism in Eukaryota, Viridiplantae, Streptophyta, Magnoliopsida, Ericales, Balsaminaceae. The transcript is spliced from 3 exons.